UUUGGACAAAUCUAUUGUUCCUUUUAUUUAAAAUAUUUAGUACCUUUUUAGAGGCAACCAUUUUUAGAGGCAACCAUUCCCCUCUUCUUAAAUUUCCUGUUCCUCUCCCAGUUCCUUUCCCCCCUAUUUUUUCAGUACAAGUAUUUAUUUUGUAGUUUUUUUUAAAUAGUCUUUUUAUUUAUUUCCUCAAUUUUAAUCCCCCCAACUCUUUAAAUACUCAACUUCUUUUCUAUUUUAAUUUCCUCCCAAAAAACUAUUUAUUUUAUAGUGGAGUGGUUUCCGCCGAUCAAAAAUGUUUAUAGACAACAAAUAGUUUUUUUUCUCUUAAUUUUUUUCUUCCUUCCCCCCUUUCCUUCCGCCAUUUUGCGCGUAUUUUUAUUUUUUGUUCCACGCUGAUUUUUAUUUUUAGUUGCUUCUUCUUUUUUAAAUUCUCCCCCUUCAUUCUCCCCACAUUCUCCCUUCAUUUUCCCUCAAUUUUUACCAAUUAGCACCCACAAAAUAUAUUUUUUGGUAAUUCAAUAAAUUUUUCUCUUCUUCCCCAGCAACAGUCUCACCUUCGCGCUUAGCCCACCAAAGUUGUAAAAAAAGGUAAAAAUACUUGGAGGUUUAUUCAAUGAAGCGUGGAAUUUAUAUCGUUACACUUUCCCUUUUAAUUUUUCUUUUAAUCAUUUUUAAUUAGAAAAAAUUUAAUAAAUAUUUAUUUAUUUUGUAGAUUGAUUUUUCCCCCUUUUUAUUCAAAAUUUGUCAAUUUUUGGCAAAAAAUUUUUCGUGGAAGAUAUCCGUGUCAAUAAUGGGAUCAGAACCCUCUUUUCAACCCUCUUUUUAUGAUAUUCAUUCGUUCUGCGUUUUUUUUUCAGUCUCUUGCGCUCGUCUCUGAUCGGGAUGCCUCCAGGGUGCUCCUCCAUGCUCCUCCAUGCCUUCAGGUACUUCUCCAUGCCUCCAGGUACUCCUCCUCCUCCAUCCUCCUCCAGACGCCUCCUCCAUUUAAUUGAG
This is a messenger RNA of Meloidogyne enterolobii, 993 nucleotides long. Lineage: Eukaryota; Metazoa; Nematoda; Chromadorea; Rhabditida; Meloidogynidae. The record is from the annotation of a GenBank genome assembly.